Molecule: messenger RNA, 4268 nt
Organism: Antechinus flavipes (yellow-footed antechinus)
Lineage: Eukaryota; Metazoa; Chordata; Mammalia; Dasyuromorphia; Dasyuridae
Gene: CTBP2
Product: C-terminal binding protein 2
Exons: 9
Coding region: 118-3003 (961 amino acids)
Molecular function (GO): NAD binding; transcription corepressor activity; oxidoreductase activity, acting on the CH-OH group of donors, NAD or NADP as acceptor
Source: RefSeq, a predicted model, not a curated record
AGAGAAUUAAUAAUUCAGGAGAGACUCUGAAACGCAAAACCGCCGAGGGGUCCGCGGCCCGCCCGCCCAGGGAUGUGACCGAAGCGUCCGGCCCGCCCGCGGACACGGCUCUCUCCGAUGCCGGUCCCCCACAGGCCCGUCGGCCUCGGUCGCUCCCAGAGCUGGGAUGCUGCCGGCUGGUACGAGGGCGCCCCGGACUACGCCAGACCCUCGCCCAGCAGAAGGAGCUCUCUGAGCGCCGGCGGCGAGCCGGGGUGGUACGAGGGGCCCGAGAUCGUGAUGCAGGGCGGGCCCGAGAGACCGGAUCCCUUCCUGUACCAGGAAGUGGCCUUCGGGGCCGGCCCCCUGAGGAAGAACUCGGCCCCCGAGUUUGUCUACUACGACAGCAGGCAGCUCGCGCUGUCCGGGCGGAGCUCCCAGGAGUUCUACGGCGACCCCCCCUCGGCGGCGGGCAGGGCCCCCAGAGAGCCGCCCUACUUCAGGGACCAAAUGGUCGGCAGGCCGGCGCCGAAUUACGGGAUGCCCGCAAACCGGCUGGCGUGGGACCAGGCCCCGGCCCGCUCGGAAGCCGCUCGCCUUUACCGAGAGCCCGAGGGGAAGAUGAUCCCCGAGGGCCCCAGGGCGCGCAGCCGGGAGCCGGGCCCCGGCAGGUACGGGCCCGAGCCUCCCCCUCUGAGGUACGGGGCAGAGGCGCCCCUCUAUCCCAGCCGGCACCUCCUGAAUGACGUGGGCACCAGGCCCCCGGAGCCCCCGCCCAUCGCCAGGCAGACCGCGCCCACGUGCCUGGUGGUGGACCCCGUGGUGGCCGAGGGGGGCCCCGGGAGCCGGGGCUACGGCGAAGCCCUCGGGACCAAGGGGGCGUACGAGCCCUACGAGCCCCUCGCGGCCCCCUCCCAGGCCCCGACCUCGGACGGCAAGAGGGCCGUGGACCCCGAGUUCGUGGCCCUGCUGCGGAUGGAGGGCGUGUCGGAGGGCACCGUGGGGGCCUUGCUGCAGCAGGGCUUCGACUGCCCCGGCGUGCUGGCUGUGAUGGAGGAGAACGACAUCCGGGCCGUGGCCCCCAACCUGGGCCAGGCGCGCCUCCUCUCCCGGCUGGCCGGUCACUUCCGGGCCGAGCUGCAGCUGCACCGGCCGGACCACAAGGGGCCCCCCCCGCGCCCCAGGCUCCGCUCCAACAGCUUCAGCCACCGGGGCGACCUCCUGGCCAACGACUACGCGGGCGGCCCCGCCCGGCCCCCGUCCGCCUUCCCGCCGCAGGCGGCCUCGCCCCGGGCCGAGGCGAGCCGCAGACCCGCCAGCGCGCCGUCCCAGCACCUCCUGGAGACCGCCACCUACUCGGCCGCCGGCGCGGGCCAGCCGAACCCCGGGUAUCACUCUCCUGUGCCAUGCCCGCUCAACGCCCGCCUGGGGCCCCCCUGCUCCCCCCAGGCCGGGCUAGCCAUGACCACCUCGGUCCAGAACAGCCUCCACCCCAGCCCCAAGACCGCCUACUCUACCGCCUACACAGUGCCCAUGGAGCUGAUGAAACGGGACCGCGCCGCCGCCCCCCUGCCCAGCCCCCGCGGCAGCCCCCAGCUCCUGAGGAAGCCGGGCACCCCCGCGGACGCCGCCCUGCCGCCCGCGGGCAGCCAGAGCCUCCACACGCCCCACUCUCCGUAUCAGAAGGUGGCCCGGCGCACCGGAGCCCCCAUCAUCGUCUCCACCAUGAUCCCGUCUGAGCAAAGCAUCCGCCCCCAAAUCAUGAACGGCCCCCUGCACCCCCGGCCCCUGGUGGCGCUGCUGGACGGGCGGGACUGCACCGUGGAGAUGCCCAUCCUGAAGGACCUGGCCACCGUGGCCUUCUGUGACGCACAAUCCACGCAGGAGAUCCACGAGAAGGUGCUGAACGAAGCCGUGGGAGCCAUGAUGUACCACACCAUCACCCUCACCCGCGAGGACCUGGAGAAGUUCAAGGCGCUGCGCGUCAUCGUGCGCAUCGGCAGCGGCUACGACAACGUGGACAUCAAGGCGGCCGGGGAGCUCGGAAUCGCCGUCUGUAACAUCCCCUCAGCGGCCGUGGAGGAGACGGCCGACUCCACCAUCUGCCACAUCCUCAACCUCUACCGGCGGAACACGUGGCUGUACCAGGCGCUGCGGGAGGGCACGCGGGUGCAGAGCGUGGAGCAGAUCCGCGAGGUGGCCUCGGGGGCGGCGCGCAUCCGCGGAGAGACGCUCGGCCUCAUCGGCUUUGGUCGCACCGGGCAGGCCGUCGCCGUCCGCGCCAAGGCCUUUGGCUUCAGUGUCAUAUUCUACGACCCCUACUUGCAGGACGGCAUCGAGCGCUCGCUGGGCGUGCAGCGGAUCUACACCCUGCAGGACCUGCUCUACCAGAGCGACUGCGUGUCCCUGCACUGCAACCUCAACGAGCACAACCACCACCUCAUCAACGACUUCACCAUCAAGCAGAUGAGACAAGGCGCCUUCCUGGUGAACGCGGCCCGCGGGGGGCUGGUGGACGAGAAGGCCUUGGCCCAGGCCCUCAAAGAGGGAAGGAUACGAGGGGCCGCACUGGACGUGCACGAAUCGGAACCUUUUAGUUUUGCUCAGGGCCCACUGAAAGACGCCCCCAAUCUCAUCUGCACGCCGCACACGGCCUGGUACAGCGAGCAGGCGUCUCUGGAGAUGAGGGAGGCAGCCGCGACCGAAAUUCGCCGGGCAAUCACAGGCCGCAUCCCCGACAGCCUCAGAAACUGCGUGAAUAAGGAGUUCUUUGUGACCUCGGCCCCAUGGUCUGUGAUAGACCAACAGGCAAUCCAUCCGGAGCUCAAUGGCGCCACCUACAGAUACCCACCUGGCAUAGUCAGUGUAACGCCCGGAGGAAUCCCUGCAGCUAUGGAAGGCAUUAUUCCAGGAGGUAUUCCGGUUACUCAUAAUCUUCCAACGGUGGCACAUCCUUCCCAAGCUCCCUCUCCUAACCAGCCCACAAAACACGGGGACAAUAGAGAGCACCCCAAUGAGCAAUAGCAGAUAAUUUAACGAGAAUAAUCAUUUACAUAAACUUGGGACCAAGGAACAGUAAACAAUAAACAGGAACUUCGAGAAAAGGAAUGGGAUGCGGAAUUCACCACGUGGAUUCUGGACUGACGCAUCGCUGACGCUGCAGUGUUAAACGAGGAGAUCCAAAGGCGAGACGGGGAGAACCAGCCGGAAGUCAUCGUGUCUGCGUGCGAGUGCUGGCAAGCUUGGAUGUGAUAACAUUAACAACCAACUUCUGUUAUUGUGUGUUAAGUUUUUUUCAUCUGUGCACCAAUCACAAGAAUAAAUAGGUCUUUUUCCUUUCUCAAUCCCCUGGGAAUAGCAGGUCCUGAACAUCUGCUUUAGAAUGUUGCAUCAAAUGUUCCAACCAUCAGAAUAUGAAAUUGCAGAGAGGAAACCUAAUCAUGGGACUACAGCCUCUUCUGUCCACAUGUGGCUGGUUACCUCUUUGCCUAGGAGGAUAAACUAUCACAAAGAUGAGGAGAAAAUUGUUUUCCUGUGUUAAGACACUACAAAGCAUAAGAUACCUGAAGAUAGUCAAGUUUCCUGUGUACAGUGAAACCUAGUUCUCCCUCAUCUGAACUCUAUACACACACCCUGAGCGGUUGGCUUUAAGCUCAGUAAAACCCUCUUAAUGAUGCAAAAAAGAAAAAAAAAAAAAAAAAGAAAAAGAAAAAGAAAAAGAAAAAAAAGUAUUAAAUUUCACAAGCUGUUUGUACUCAAAUAUAUUUUCUCAGUUUCAGAUCCUCAGCUAUUUUAUUGAGUGGAAAGUCUUGAGCUGAAAGAGCUCAAGAAGAAUAAUGUUGCAUUUCCUUAUGUCUCAGGAAACACUUUUUAUGGUAAUUUGUCAGAUUGUCUAUGAACAAAACCCACUUUUUUAGACAUUGAUAAAAGUCUUCUUUUCUUCACGUGAUAUUUUAUACAAGAACACUUCAAAUGUGUUAUUAGGUGUGACUGAUUUUAACAAAUCCUAUUAGAUUUGUAUCAACUAGUUACAUGUUAUAUUCAUAGUCUUUUGUGAAUCAUCGCCUUUUUGUUUUAAAAAGAUGGCCUGUUUUGAGCCUUUGUAUAGGUACAUUCCUGUUUCUGUGACAAAAAGAAAUCUUGAAAACUGUCCCAAACAGAAAACCAAGAAUGGCUAUCAGCAAGCAGUAUGUUUUGUUUUAGUGUGUUACCCGUUCUUGUAUUUGUUUAUUGUAAAGGUGGACAUUUAGCGUUCAGUGCAGUUUUCAAUAAAAAGUGAUCAAAACUUC